Alligator sinensis (Chinese alligator) is the source of this 2629-nucleotide messenger RNA. It is a transcript of the gene CNNM4, whose product is annotated as cyclin and CBS domain divalent metal cation transport mediator 4. Gene Ontology annotation, cellular component: plasma membrane. The annotation marks the transcript as partial. The transcript is spliced from 7 exons. Lineage: Eukaryota; Metazoa; Chordata; Crocodylia; Alligatoridae. Gene Ontology annotation, biological process: magnesium ion transport; magnesium ion homeostasis. The record is from RefSeq and is a predicted model, not a curated record. Gene Ontology annotation, molecular function: magnesium ion transmembrane transporter activity; sodium ion transmembrane transporter activity.
CCCACCGCCACGUGCGCCGCACCCUCGCCCGACGUGGAGGUGGAGCGGGGCACCUGGGAUGCGGGCGAGGCCUCAGCCGUGCUGCGCCUGCAGGUGCGGGCGCUGCGCAAGCGAGAGCGGGCCAAGGCCUACGUGCUGUGCACGCGGGCCGCACCUGGGCAGCCGUGGCAGCGCCAUGCGGGCGCCGAGGGCCGCCUGGUGGUGGUGGAGGAGAAGCGGUCUCUGCUGCCCACGUGGCUGCAGGCAGCGCUGCUGGCGGCACUGCUGGCACUGUCGGGCAUGUUCAGUGGGCUCAACCUGGGCCUGAUGGCGCUGGACCCCAUGGAGCUGCGCAUCGUGCAGAACUGCGGCACAGAGACAGAGCGCCGCCACGCUCGCCGCAUCGAGCCCGUCCGCCGCCACGGCAACUACCUGCUGUGCUCGCUGCUUCUGGGCAACGUGCUGGUCAACACCACCCUCACCAUCCUACUGGAGGACCUCAUCGGCUCCGGGCUGGGCGCUGUAGCUGCCUCCACCGUGGGCAUCGUCAUCUUCGGCGAGAUAGUGCCGCAGGCCCUGUGCUCGCGGCACGGCCUGGCCGUGGGCGCCAACACUGUCGUCCUCACCAAGUUCUUCAUGCUGCUCACCUUCCCACUCUCCUACCCCAUCAGCAAAGUGCUGGACUGCUUGCUGGGCCAGGAGAUCGGCACCGUCUACAACCGGGAGAAGCUGGUGGAGAUGCUGAAGGUGACAGAGCCCUACAACGACCUGGUGAAAGAGGAGCUCAACAUGAUCCAGGGGGCCCUGGAGCUGCGCACCAAGACCGUGGAGGAUGUCAUGACGCCACUGCAUGACUGCUUCAUGAUCCCCGCUGAGGCUGUGCUGGACUUCAACACCAUGUCAGAGAUCAUGGAGAGUGGCUACACCCGCAUCCCCGUCUACGAGGAUGAACGCUCCAACAUUGUGGACAUCCUCUAUGUCAAGGACCUGGCCUUCGUGGACCCUGACGACAGCACACCGCUGAAGACCAUCGCCAAGUUCUACAACCACCCCGUGCACUUCGUCUUCCACGACACCAAGCUUGACGCCAUGCUGGAGGAGUUCAAGAAGGGCAAGUCGCAUCUGGCCAUCGUGCAGAAGGUAAACAACGAGGGUGAGGGCGACCCUUUCUACGAGGUGCUGGGGCUGGUGACGCUUGAGGACGUCAUUGAGGAGAUCAUCAAGUCUGAGAUCCUUGACGAGUCCGACAUGUACACAGACAACCGGAGCAGAAAGCGAGUGGGCCCAACCCGUGCCAAGCGUGACUUCUCAGCCUUCAAGGACCCUGACAAUGAGCUGAAGGUGAAGGUGUCACCCCAGCUGCUUCUGGCCGCCCACCGCUUCCUCGCCACUGAGGUGCCAUUGUUCACACCCAAUCUGAUGUCGGAGAAGAUCCUGCUGCGGCUGCUCAAGCACCCGGAUGUCAUCCAGGAGCUGCAUUUCGAGGAGGCUGACCGCCGCAGCCCACGCCACUUUCUUUAUGUCCGUGGCCGCCCUGCUGACUGUUUCACCCUCAUCCUGCAGGGGAAGGUGGAGGUGGAGGCUGGCAAGGAGAAUAUGAAGUUCGAGACGGGUGCCUUCUCCUUCUAUGGUGUCAUGGCCCUCAGCCCCCCGCCCAACACAGAGCUGCGUUCCCCAUCCCAUGGCAGCAGCCUGAAUCGCUCGGCCUCACUUAGCUACCCUGAACGCUCGGACUCGCUGCCUUCACCUCUGGGGGGCAGCAGCAACCAGCUCAGUGUUGCCUCCACGCCCCAGUAUGUUCCUGACUUCAGCGUCCGUGCCCUCACUGACCUUCAGUUCGUAAAGAUCACACGGCAGCAGUACCAAAAUGGGCUCUUGGCCUCGCGCCUUGACAGCUGCCCCCAGUCCCCAGAGAGCAGCAGCCCCCCGCGACCAGAGCCCAGGGGGCUGGAGCUUUCAGGGGGACUGGCUGAUGAGACCACAGGCCUCCUGCAUGACCGGAACUGCCUCAGCCGCUGCAGCACCCAUGGACCCCUGGAGAACUCAGUCUGACCCCGGCCGUGGGGGCCACGGCACCCCUGGCCCCAGGGGCUGUGAGGGCAUGCGGGUACUCAGGGAGCCGGAAGGCAUGGGUGUGCGAGACAAGGGCCUAGUGUGGGCUGCGAGCGUUUGUGAUGUGUCCUCGUGAGUCCAGGCUCUGCCAUGGAGCCCCCCGACAUGGUGUGGCUGGCCAGGAGCAGGCCGUGACUGAUAGGAUGUCAUGACCAAAGAAGCUUCCCUGUCUCCCAGUGGCUGCUGGGGCCAGGGUGCCGCAUGGUGCCAGGCAGGCCUUGGGCACUCUGGCUGUAUCUGCCAGGUGAUCUGUGGCUGGGGUGAGGUUUCAUCAACUUUGCACGUGGGUGGCACUGGCCUGGCCGGGAUUGGCCACCAAGUCCACAUGGUAGCCAGGCUGGGGGAAGUUGGGCACUCAUCAGUCUCUGUGCAAACCAGCUGGAUUCACAUGGUGAGAGUGAGGAGUGGUGCGUGCUCUGCAGCCGCAGCCAGCCAUGGCACCAUCCCAUGGCUGUCUCGGUGCCAAUGUGUGUCCAGCUGUGGCCAGAAAGGCCGAGACUGUGUGUCCGGGUCCCGUCCCCCGUCCCCCCCCCCCCCA